GAGAGAGAGAGAGAGAGAGAGAGUCUACCUCCAUCCUCUCGGUUUGGAUCGUUCAGUCUCCUUCGGUCUUUCUCUCCUCUCCAGUUCAGAUUGGAGCUGACAGGUGAUCGGGCUUCCGCAGCGGAUGUUCUUGUGCUUGGCUUCUUCCCCACCGCGGUGAGGCUGGACGGAUAAACUCACCAUGGCGCAGGAACCGGAGGGGAACAACCGGCUCCUGCAAGACGUGCUGGCGAGACCGGGCAACGAAACGUGCGCUGACUGCGGCAAUCCAGAGCCGGACUGGGCAUCGCUGACUUUGGGCGUGUUUGUUUGCCAGGCCUGCUCGCUCCUACACCGGAGCAUCCCCCACAUCAGCCGGGUCAAGUCGGUCCAGGACACGUGGGAUGCCAGUGAAGUGGAGUUGAUGGCUGCUAUGGGAAACAAUGCUGCCAAGGCCAAAUAUGAACAGAAGGUUCCUGCUUUCUACUACAGACCAACACACACUGACUGCAAGCUGCUGAGAGAGCAGUGGAUCAGAGCCAAGUACGAGAGGAAUGAAUUUGAAUUUAUAGAGAAACAGGAACCUUACUCUGCAGGAUACCGAGAGGGGUUUCUAUGGAAACGAGGAAGAGACAACGGUCAGUUUCUCAGCCGAAAGUUCAUUCUGUCGGAGAGAGAGGGAGCCCUCAAGUACUUCAACAAGCAGGAUGCAAGGGAUCCCAAGGCUGUGAUGAAAAUUGAAACCCUCAAUGCCACCUUCCAACCGGCUAAGAUCGGCAACCCCUGCGGCCUGCAGAUCACCUACCUGAAAGACAACAGCACAAGAAACAUCUUUGUCUACCACAGUGAUGCUAAGGAGAUGGUCGACUGGUUCAAUGCUAUUAGAGCGGCCAGGUUCCACUACCUACAGGUGGCUUUCCCUGGAGCAAGUGAUGAGGAGCUGGUGCCCAAACUGACCCGAAACUUCAUGAAGGAAGGCUUUAUGGAGAAAACGGGUCCAAAGCACACAGAGGGCUUUAAGAAGAGAUGGUUCACCAUGGAUGACAGGAGACUCAUGUAUUUCAAAGACCCAUUGGAUGCCUACGCUCGGGGUGAGGUGUUCAUCGGCAGUAAGGAGAACAGCUACACUGUUCUGUCCGGCUUGCCUCCGUCCACUCAGGGCUACCACUGGAACCACGGCAUCACCAUUGUCACGCCGGACAGGAAGUUCCUGUUUGCUUGCGAGACGGAGGCCGAGCAACGAGAUUGGAUAGCGGCCUUCCAGAGGGUCAUCAAUCGACCAAUGAGGCCACAGGAAUAUGCAGUGGAGGCCCAUUUUAAACACAAGCCUUGAAGCUGGCAUGAAGCCACAACCCAGCUGGACUGGCCCGGUCUCAUUCAGAUCAGAGACAACCCCAAUGUGUGACCACAGACCACGGCGGGAGGCAAUGGGGUGGGGGUUGAGGGGCAGGAGUGGGUUUUGGGGUGGAUGAGAAUGAGAUGAGAGAAGAUGAUGAAGAAAAAGAAGAAACAGAGGGACUCCAGUCUAUGUAUUGUGCAGAAAACAAACUCUAAUGGGGCUCAAGGCCCCUCCUGGGGUGAAAUGUUGGAGAUCCGAGGCCAAAGGGUAGAUGAUGUCAUCACUAUUGCGCCUACCAACUUUGUGCUAUACAUUAUCAUGCCAACCGCCCUCCCUCUCCUCAGCCAUGUGGACCCUUCCCCUGCAACAACCUCUCCCUUCUCCCUGGAAUUUUGUCUUGUGAAUGGUUCAUUCUACCUGUAAUCUAAUGUAAUUAUGUAAUCUAGAGUCAUUUCACUGGUUGCUUAACAAAGACAAUGCAUUGUUAAUUUAUUGAAUGUACAGUUUUGAUGACAGUGGCUUACCUUGUGAGUGUGUGUGGAAUUGUGAAGUUUUCGUUGAGGACGCGCUGUGAGGUUGAACUUCUGGCAUUGAAACCCUGUUAAACCUGAAUCUACAAAGUGCUGUUAACAACAAAUAUGCAUAAACACACACACAAACUCUCAGUGAUCACCGUCGCUGUUAACGUAGCCAGAGGUGGCUGAUUUGUAUCCAGAUAGGGUUCUUUUCAAACCUCAAUCCGACAGCUGUUCUCUUAUUUAUUUGUACUGUUGAACAUACUGAGUCAUCGUAGACAGUUAUUGCUGCUUUAAAGGAUUGUAAUGUGACAGGAUUGUAAUUUAUAUAACACUUCUACAAUAGUUUUAUUUAAUUUUUUGCAUCUUGUGUUCAAGACACAUGGUUGUGUUGAUCCUUAAAUCACAGUGAUAGUUUGUUUCAUUAUGAAAAUCUUAACAUCAAUACAGAUGAAGCUGAAAUCAA
Thunnus maccoyii (southern bluefin tuna) is the source of this 2299-nucleotide messenger RNA. Its product is annotated as arf-GAP with dual PH domain-containing protein 1-like. The coding region runs from base 182 to 1312 and encodes 376 amino acids. Gene Ontology annotation, cellular component: intracellular membrane-bounded organelle; plasma membrane. The record is from RefSeq and is a predicted model, not a curated record. Lineage: Eukaryota; Metazoa; Chordata; Actinopteri; Scombriformes; Scombridae. The transcript is spliced from 11 exons. Gene Ontology annotation, molecular function: phosphatidylinositol bisphosphate binding; GTPase activator activity. Gene Ontology annotation, biological process: positive regulation of GTPase activity.